Acaromyces ingoldii is the source of this 1446-nucleotide messenger RNA. RefSeq names its product Metallo-dependent phosphatase. The record is from RefSeq and is a predicted model, not a curated record. Gene Ontology annotation, cellular component: cytoplasm. The coding region runs from base 103 to 1386 and encodes 427 amino acids. Gene Ontology annotation, molecular function: hydrolase activity, acting on ester bonds. The transcript is spliced from 6 exons. NCBI's taxonomy places the organism in Eukaryota, Fungi, Basidiomycota, Exobasidiomycetes, Exobasidiales, Cryptobasidiaceae.
CUCCAAAAAGGGCAGGGAACGUGAUGCCUCGCUAUCCCUCAUCCCAUCUUCAGCUUAAGCUCUCCGGCGUUGAUGAGGUCGCUGCGAGUACGAAAAGGUACUAUGUUUGCCCGGCUGCUCGUUUUAUUGGCCUGUGUUGGCCUCGCCUCGUCCCUCUCCAUCCCUCAGGAGUCCUUCUCGACCACGUCGGCUUCGUCAAGAGCAGCCCCUCUCGAUCCAUACCCUUCACAGCCGCUCCUCUCAUUCGGUGCUUCGACUCCCGAAAAGUUCAAGCUGCUCAUCAUCACCGAUACGCACCUCCUCGAUGACCAGACAGUGCCCGGGAACGCUUCCAACGUCUCGCGCGCAUCGACGGACGCGGUAAGGCAGUAUCUCGAGGUCGAAAAGCCAGACUACGUCGUUCAUCUGGGCGACCUCGUCAGUGGAGAGGUAGCCAACAGUUCGGCGCAGGUCCGCGAUGCCGUUCGGCAGAUUCUUGGUCCAGCUGUCGAGAAGCAAAUUCCCUUCUCGACGACGAAGGGCAACCACGACAAUGAUGUCUACUCGACCCACGGCCAGAUUACCGACUACGAGCACGAAUUGGCACCGCAGCUAACGUACACCCGCAAAGCACCCGCCGGCGUUGGUGGCGGUUCCAACGGAGAAGGCUCAGACAACUAUUGGGUUCCAAUCUACCCUUCCAAAGAUGCACCGAGGGGCUCAAAGCCGGCUUUGGUCCUUUGGUUCUUUGACUCGCGGUCGGGUAAACAGCUCAAGUCAGAAGGAAACGGACUGAUCGAUGACUGGGUCGACUCGAGCGUGGCAGGCUGGAUCAACUCGGAAGUUUCCCAGCAGGAGAAAGCCUGGGGAUCUGUUCUGCCCCCUUCGCUGCUCUUUGUGCACAUUCCGAUCCAAUCUACAAAUUACACGCAGAACCUAGCACCAUACAGUGACGAGGUUGGCGGCGUGACCGACGAAAGGCCCGAGAGUUUCACAAGUGAAGGGAAAAGGUAUGAGGGCCUCAACGUUGAUAAGCCACUCAACACCCAGGGACACGGUGGCGAAGCGGGACAGUACAACGGGCAAGACCUGCCCUUCCUCAAUGCGAUCACAAAGGGGAAAGCAGGCAAAUCGAGGUUACAUGCCAUCGUCUCUGGCCACGACCACGGAAAUGACUGGUGCGCACCGUCAAACGUCACGACGGCCGCCGCACAGGUGCUGCCCCUCUGCUUCGGAAAGCACUCUGGCUUUGGUGGAUACGACUACGAUCCGUGGAAUCAUGGGGCAAGAAUCUUCGAAUUCGAUCUCGACUCCGUCGACAAAAGCGUUCGGACCUACAUUCGCAUGUUGACCGGCGAGACUCGAUACGACACCUUGAUUGAUGAUGCCUGGGCAAAGACAAGCUGAUGAGACCAUCUUAACUCCCUUCCCUCCUCUCCCUCCCCACUUCCUUGGAAUUUAUACACC